Trichosporon asahii var. asahii CBS 2479 is the source of this 327-nucleotide messenger RNA. RefSeq lists its product as uncharacterized. The coding region runs from base 1 to 327 and encodes 108 amino acids. The record is from RefSeq and is a predicted model, not a curated record. Lineage: Eukaryota; Fungi; Basidiomycota; Tremellomycetes; Trichosporonales; Trichosporonaceae. The transcript is spliced from 2 exons.
AUGUCGCGCAGAGCUCGUCAGCCUGGAGCAUCCAAAGCCUGGCCUGGCCACCUGACCUUCCGAUGCAUCCCCCGCCUCUCCAUCCCUCCGACGGCUCUCAUCGCCGUUCUCUUUUCUCUCCCUCUUUGCAUCUUCCCCGACCAACACUCCCCUACUGACCCAUCACCCACAGCAAUACUCUCCGACAACAUGGGCGUACUCGACGGUCUUCCCAUCAAGCUCCUCAACAUCGUGGUUUACGCCGUGUCCCUCGGAUCGGAGGUCUACAGCGUCGCCGGUCCUAACGAUGGAUACAACCAGCCUAAUGUGAGUCCCGCCGCCCCAUAG